This is a messenger RNA of Lingula anatina, 440 nucleotides long. RefSeq lists its product as uncharacterized. Lineage: Eukaryota; Metazoa; Brachiopoda; Lingulata; Lingulida; Lingulidae. The record is from RefSeq and is a predicted model, not a curated record.
ACGAACCUAGUGUCAUUCGGUAUUUGGAAGCCUAGAAGCUUGCUUUCAGUAUGUGUUCAUUUAUGGCAGUAUCCAUCGCUCUGCUUCUGGCAUUGACGAUUGUAAGGAGAGCCGAUGCUCAGUUUUGCACGUCCGGUUGCCAAUACACGAGCCGGACUACAGGGCGAACCUCGUGCAGGAGGAGUGGGGAGAGAUGGUCGGAUGGGUGUCUCCUUGACUGUCAGUGCAACGGUCGGACAUGGUCGUGUCAGUACAAGUGCCCCAUUGUGACAGCCCCAGCUGGGUGCCAAGUGGUGGACGACCCUAACGGUGGCUGCUGCAAGAAGGUGAAAUGUGGAAAUACUAUCUGUGGCGGUGAGUCAAAUUUUAUUAGCCCGAGUUUCAUAGUGCCGACGGUGACUGUCCUCCGCCCAGGAUAUGGUCGAAUAAAGAAAGUUUGA